AUGAAGCUGAACAAGCUCAAAGUGCGGCCGAAGAAGGACGCGGCUUCUGCGCCGUGUGCCGCCGAGUUCGCCACCAUGCUCGCAUGCUGGGCCUCGAGCAACGACCUCAACAACAUCGGCGCUUGCAAGGACUCGGCCAAGGCGUUGCAGGAUUGCAUGUCCAGCAAGAGAUCCCGCGGCGGCGUCUCCAAGCCCACCAUCAACUACCACCUCGCAAGGCUGUCAAAACAGAUAUGA
Molecule: messenger RNA, 237 nt
Organism: Kalmanozyma brasiliensis GHG001
Lineage: Eukaryota; Fungi; Basidiomycota; Ustilaginomycetes; Ustilaginales
Exons: 1
Coding region: 1-237 (78 amino acids)
Biological process (GO): mitochondrial translation
Cellular component (GO): mitochondrial small ribosomal subunit
Molecular function (GO): structural constituent of ribosome
Source: RefSeq, a predicted model, not a curated record